GGAGGGGAGGAGGAGUGAGGGGGAAGGAAAGAGGGAAGCAGCCGCAAAGAAAAGGAAAGAAAAGACCACCAAAGCGAGGCCAGAGCCGAGGGAGGCGGGGGCUGGGGCUGGGCUGGUAGGGAGGGCGCGUGAAGCCCAGAGUCGCAGCUGCCCCGGAGCGCGCUGAGGUCGCCGCCGCCGCCGCCCCGCCGCUCUGGCCGCUCGGGAUCGCUGAGCCUCCGGGGAGCGGGGGCCAGAUUGGCAAAACCUGUGGACCCCUUCCCAGGGUAAUGUUAUUAAAAUAAUGCCUGAAGAUUGCAAAAGAAAUCACAUUUGUUGAAGUACAGUUAUGUGAAUAUUUUAAAAACAAGUCAGACUUCUGGUUAAGAACUGCUGCUAGAAGAUCCACAACAUGAGCCAAGUCUGAGAGCCAUAGGCCAGAGGAGGAAGAAACCGAGCGGAGAUUGAGCACGUUGGAGAAUUGGGGAUGUGGAGGCUGAAGCCAAUGGGCUUUGUCACCCCUGCAGGGGCCAGGGCUCCCCACUGAGGCUGGACUGAGGGGACCUUAUUUGAUGCAGAUCUGAGCCCACUUUGCUUCCCUGAGAAGUUGCUGGCCUCUGAACAGCCCGGGAUUUAUGGAGACGCCCGUGGGGAGCAGCUUUGAAUACUGCCACGCGCAACAUCGCGCCCGCCGGUGAGGAGGCGCUUGCGCCCGGCUGUCACCAUUCAAGACUCCUGCGAAUGGCUCCCAACGCCCGGCAUCCGCCCGUGGCUGUCCCUGCUGCCUGAGCCCCCUGCUGCUCCCAAGGACUCCCCGUACCCCGAUGGGGUAACGUGACCCAGGACGCCGUCACUGCCCCGAACUUUUCAGUAUCUACAGAGGCCUUCUCUCCCCAGUCGAGUUCAGUUUUACGUUGCUUCUGUUCCUUGGGGUUUUUUUUUUUUAAUUUUUGUUUUUUGUUUUUGGUUGUUUUUUUUUUUUAAGCUUGGAUUCCUCUGUUCUUUUGGUUGCCCACCCCAAGGGUGGAAGAGGGAAGGCUGAAGGAAAGGAGGCUCCUUGAGCGUCUGCCUGCUGCUGGACAGACUGGGCUGUGUACAGCUGUGUCCCACUGCCCAGCCCAGAAGGAAGCUCGGAGAACAGCAGGAUCUAUGGUCUUUGUCCUUGGGGUCCUCCCCUCCCCAUUCUACCCCCUAUAAGUAUUUGGCUUCAAAUUCUGGAGUCUUGACCUGGCCUGGUUGUUCCGUGUAUAGGAGGGCUUUUUUGGGGGUGGGAGGAGGAUUUUUUUUUUUUUGGAAGACUUUUUGGUGAUUUUUUUUUUUCUUUUUAACAGAUUAGGACCCUUGUGACAACCUUAACACGUUCCCAGAAACCGAUAACAUUUGCACAACAUUUGUGUUGGUUUUGAGGGGUGUUGAUUUUUAACUCUUCCUCUCCCCCUCACCCUCCUCACAAAGCACAGGGCUCUCUUUUUCUCAUCUGGGUCUUUUAUUUUAACUUUUUUUUUUUUUGGUGGAAGUAGGGAUCUCACAGGCACCCUGGUCCCUUUUUACCUCUUCCCAUCCUUGAUCACUCCUCUGGCCUUCCCCUCCCUGGCCCCUUUCCUACCUUUCUGCUGCCGCAAGAGGCCACACCAUGGCUCGGAUGAACCGGCCAGCCCCUGUCGAGGUCUGCUACAAGAACAUGCGGUUCCUCAUCACUCACAACCCUACCAAUGCUACCUUGAACACCUUCAUUGAGGAUCUAAAGAAGUAUGGGGCCACCACCGUGGUUCGAGUAUGCGAGGUGACCUAUGACAAGACCCCGCUGGAGAAGGAUGGUAUCACUGUCAUGGACUGGCCUUUUGAUGAUGGAGCUCCCCCGCCUGGCAAGAUUGUGGAAGACUGGCUCAACCUGCUGAAAACCAAAUUUUUUGAAGACCCUGGCAGUUGUGUUGCUGUCCACUGCGUGGCUGGCCUGGGGCGGGCUCCUGUCCUUGUUGCUCUGGCCUUGAUUGAGAGUGGGAUGAAAUAUGAAGAUGCCAUCCAGUUCAUUAGACAGAAGCGAAGGGGUGCCAUCAACAGCAAACAGCUCACGUACCUGGAAAAGUACCGGCCAAAGCAGAGACUCCGAUUCAAGGACCCGCACAACCACAAGAAUAAAUGCUGUAUCAUGUAACCUCGGCAGCCUCUCGCCCGACACACACAUACGCCUGCCCUACACCGACUCCUCUGUCUCUGUCUCUGUCUCGUCUCUAGCUCAUACACUCUCUCACACACACAGCCUGUCCCUCACACGCAGGCUUGGAUGGGUCAGUGGCUGAUGAAGAUUUGG
Messenger RNA from Sarcophilus harrisii (Tasmanian devil), 2290 nucleotides. RefSeq names its product protein tyrosine phosphatase 4A3 (gene PTP4A3). The transcript has 9 exons. Gene Ontology annotation, cellular component: nucleus. The record is from RefSeq and is a predicted model, not a curated record. The coding region runs from base 1613 to 2134 and encodes 173 amino acids. Gene Ontology annotation, molecular function: protein tyrosine phosphatase activity. Gene Ontology annotation, biological process: endothelial cell migration; protein dephosphorylation. NCBI's taxonomy places the organism in Eukaryota, Metazoa, Chordata, Mammalia, Dasyuromorphia, Dasyuridae.